GUUUAAAGAGAAUCAAACUGUAUCAGUAAUCAAAUACCCGGAAGAGUAUUUGAGUCUCAAGCAACAAUAACAAAAAAUAAAUGCAAAUAAAAUAAAAUAUCGAACGGCGGGAAUUUUAAAUGUCAGCGCAGGCGUAGAGAGCGUAGCCGCGGUGACCUCAAUAUUACCCAUUUUUAACACCCUCUGACCCAGAACGGAGGUACAGGGAGACACAGAAACCAACACAGACAUUAUAACCCACAAAACCCUCACUUAACACCACCAAGCACGAGGGGAAACGGACAUAACAGACCACGAAAAAAAAUGACAGUACUUGGCAUCUUUUAACCUUUUCUCAAGAACUUUUUCCCUUUCUUUCGGCAGUGGCACAUGGGUUGAGGGCGGGGAGUGUUGCUUGUGCGGGCCGGCAGGCGUGGCACUCCCCCUCAUAACCCCAUAAAACCUUUACUUAACCCUCAAAGUAAAGAUUAUUAAGUGGCGCUCCGUAACCUCCCACCAGACCACGUCCCCUGGCACUGUGGGCAUCGGGGUGUGGCACUGUGCAUUAGGAGCCUACCCCAGACGGUCUAGGCAUCAUGGUCGCUGGGGGGAGGAGCCGCCCAGUGCAUCCUCGAGUACGUUGCCAUGACAACCAGCAGCAGCAGCAUCCAGCCUGAGAUAACGUGAGUGUGCUGAAUGCUGAGUGGCGGCGGCAGGCAUGCUGUAUUGAUCACCGCCGCCUGCCAUGUGUUGCGUGCUGUGGUGUGUGGUGUUGCGUGUGGUGGUGGUGGUGGUGACGUGCAACACUCCCCUGACAGGUUCCGCUGGUGCCGGACGGAGCGGUGCCGCGCGGCGGAGGUGUGGCUGGUGCUGACCUCCGUGACGGGCACGCAGGUGUGCCUCACCUGGCGCCCGCAGCUGGGCUGGUACGAGGCGCCGCCCACCCCCGUGCCCUGCGGCCUGCACACCGGCUUCCUGCACGCCGGGGACAAGGGCCGGAACGGGGUCCCGGAGUGGCCGGUGGACGCGUUCCACGUGUCGCCGCACCGCGCCGGGGUGGAGCUCUUCGUGUCGGGGGCGCCGUCGGGCACGUUCCUGGGGCACGCCCCCGACCUGCGGCGGCGGUACCUGCACCCCGGCCCCCACGACCGCCGCUGGGUGUCCUCCACGGCCCUGCCCAGCGGGGGGCGCUCCUCCCCGCCACACUCCACCCAGGAUGACUGGGGCGACGCGUCCCGCGGGGGUUCAGGGCGGGGCGGCCUGAGUCGCGGGGGCGCCUCGGCCUCCCUGGGUGACCUCCGCCCCCUGCCCGCCGCCGCCCCCUCCCCCGCCUUCUCCCGCGCCUUCCGCGUGGCCGCCGAGCUAUCCAGCACCAGCUCGCGGCUCCUGGCAGGGCUGUCCUCGGGCAGCAGCGGCGUGUGCCUGGCGGGGGAGGAGGCGGGCAGUCCGCCCCACCACCACCGCCACCACCACCCCAGCUCCUCCACCUCGUCCUCUCCGGACUCUGAGGACGCCCUGAGGGCGCCGCGGGUGCGGCUGUCCCGCGCGCGGCGGCGGCGGGGGGAGGGUGAGGGGGCGUGUCCGGAGGUGGAGGUGGAGACCGCCCUGUCCGCGGCGCGCACCUCCUCGCUGCGCACCGAGGCGGCUCUGCUGCGGCUGGACACACUGGCGCAGGAGCGGCGCGUGGCGCGACUGCUGGCGGAGUCUGAGUCUGACUCUGACUUUGAGGAGGAGGAGGCCGAGGAGGAGGAAGAGGAGGGCGUCGGCGGGCGGGCGGGCGGCGGCCAGUACGGGUGCGUCAUCACCUUCGAGAGCCGCAGCUCCAGCCUGCAGGACGUGGGCUCGCCGCGCGCCCUGGAGGACGCCCUUGUGUCCCUCACCUCCACGGAUAGCCACCCGGAGUUCACCUUCGAGGGCAGCCGCUCCUCGGGGCCGCCUUCUGCGGGGGGGCGCGGGGGCCUGGAGCCGCCCACCCCCGCCCCGCGGCGGCUGGCGUGGGGCAACCGCGCCUCGCCCGACCUGGCCGAGGACCAGGACUUCCUGUACGAGUCGCUAGGCCACGAGGACCAGCGGGUGCCGCUGCGCCUCACGGGCCUGGACAGCGAGGACUCCGCCGACUCGCCGCGCCGCCGCCGCCACGCCCGCGCCUCGCCGCCGCCCUCGCCGGGCCCCCACAGCAGCGCCAGUGGCACCACCGGCCACUACUCCCCCCACGCCGCCACGUCCCCCUCACCCCUGCCCCCGGGGCCCGCCACGCCCCCGUCGCCGCCGCUCGUGUCCCUGUCACUGGAGAGCUACGAGCCCACCGUGAGGGAGGUUAAGGUGGCCCCGCUGGGCGGCGGGGCGGCGCCGGGGUGGGAGGCUGACGGUGCUGACCCUUCCCCGGCCCCGCGUGUACUGGCGGCGGAAAAGACGGCGGCGGCCAUAGCUGAGGAGGACGAGGCGGUGCUGCUGAUGCUGCUGACCCCCGCUGACCACGACGACCCGGCCAGCCCCGAGGUCCCAGCCACCCCCGGGCAGCAGGAGGACCUGUCGCCGGCCUCGUCCCCAGCACCGACGCCACCACUGCCCGGCAGCACCCCCCGGGACCACACCACCACCACCACCAUCACCAUAGUGGGGCCAUCACCGGGCCGUGACGCAGCCCCCGCAGGGCCAACACCGGGCCGCGACACUGGCACCACCACCACCACGGUAGGCGGUGGUGAUGAACACACCACCGCGGCAAAGGCAGAGGCAGCAGAGGGUGACCAGGACACCACCGCCACCACCGCCGCCGUGGGUCCGUCAGCAGGGAGAGGCGGCGUGGGCAGCAGCACCACGCCCGCGGCGGACGACUCCCACCCCGGAGGAGGAGGUGGAGGUGGUGAAACAAGUGGACGAGGCGGAGGACUAAAUGGAAGAGGUGGAGGUGAUGAAGACAAGAGGAGUGGUGAAAGAGGAAGAGGAGGACGCGGAGGAGGCAAAGACCUGAGCCAGCCCGCCCCCCGCCCCCGAGCCCUCCAGCACGCGGGCACGCAGACCCCCGCCGUCACCAGCACCACGCGGGCCACCUCCACCGCCGCCACCACCACGCGGCACCACUCCCCUCCCACGCCCUCACCCACCCCGCACGCCCACCGACCCCACAAAGCCCCCUUCACCCCCCUCCCUGACCGACUAACAGGACCGUGGAACCAGCGCCCACACCACGCCCACAACCCCCCCGCCCCCCUCCCUUACCCCCCCUCCCCUGCCCGCUCCGUCCUGUCCGCCCUCCAGCAAAGCCUCUACUCCAAGAUCCUUCAUAGGACGCCCCUGCAGGACUCUACGCAUAUCCUACACAACACCUUACGCCUGUCCGACCUCCAGGAUAAGGGACUCGGCGUAUCCUACAGUAGGACUCCACACCACCACUACCGCAGGACUCAGCACCCCUCCCCCCCCUCCACGCCCCCCGUGAGAGUUCCUAGGUAUCCUGUGCUGUGUGCUGAGUCGGUGCUGUCGUCCAAUAUGCUUGCGUCAGCGGCUCAGCACCACCUCGGGGGCAGUGCGGGCGACCUCCAGCGUCAGCACCAUACGUCAGCACUCGGCUAUGCGUCGGGUAUCAGGGUGAGGGGGUCAGCCAGCCUCCCUGACCUUUACGCCCCCCCGCCCCCCUUGCGCCACGCCCCCCGCCGCCGCCACACGCCUGACGUCAUGUAUUCAAGUAGUAUAAAGGACCGUCGGUGGUCGUCGUGGCGGGCGGCGGAGGACAGCGACAGCGGCGGCUCCACGGACUCGCUCAUCGACGAGGCGGAGCACAUGGCGAGUUCGGCUUCGGCCCCGCUCGACUUCUUGUUCGAACCGCGCGCUUACGAGUACAGGGAGGAGCGACGGCAGCAGCGGCGUAAGACUCGGCGGCGAACUCGCUCCCACCACGGAACCUUCACCGCCUGGCAGACCGACCCCUCUUCCGCCCCCUCGCCCGCCGCAGCCCAUGGUGGGUCUGGGCGGCCGUACCUCCCCUAUCGCGGUGACCAGCUGAGUCCAGGGCAGCAGGUGAAGGUGUUGGCUCCUGGCGGGGGCGUGGCAGUGGCUCGGGUCAUUGCCAACCAGCGGGGGAUUAAGGGGGCACACCACCACCACCACCGCCACCACGACCACGAGGACAGGGUGACGGUGGUGUUGCUGUGUGAGCCUAAUAGACUGCAGGGAAGCGUGGUCACCGUGCCUCUCGAGAAGGUGUUGCUGGCCUGGCCCCGCGCAUAGACACCACCACCACCACCACCACCACCCUCCGUGCCUUCAUACCGGACACCCUGACAAGUGCCGUGGGGAUGUCCUAACACUUAACCCGUCCAGUGCCAGUGCCAGAGUGUCCUUAAUAGGCAUGUGUUAUUAUAUGUUACUGAAGGAGCUGAAGAAGGUUACGGUAGAGCUUUGACUUUUCGGAGUGUUAAGACUGAAGAAGGUCAAAGAAGGUCACUGAUGAAGAAGGUCACAGUUAAAGAAGGUCAUAAUUGGAGAAGGAUGAAGAAGGUCACACUUAAAGAAGGUUACAGUAGAGGCUUGACUUUAUGGACUGUUAAGGCUGAGGAAGGUCAAAGAAGGUCACUGAUGAAGAAGGUCACAGUUAAAGAAGGUCAUAAUUGGAGAAGGAUGAAGAAGGUCACAUUUAAAGAAGGUUACGGUAGAGCCUUGACUUUAUGG
Molecule: messenger RNA, 4650 nt
Organism: Eriocheir sinensis (Chinese mitten crab)
Lineage: Eukaryota; Metazoa; Arthropoda; Malacostraca; Decapoda; Varunidae
Product: kinesin-like protein KIF26A
Exons: 9
Coding region: 676-4209 (1177 amino acids)
Source: RefSeq, a predicted model, not a curated record